Molecule: messenger RNA, 3330 nt
Organism: Drepanopeziza brunnea f. sp. 'multigermtubi' MB_m1
Lineage: Eukaryota; Fungi; Ascomycota; Leotiomycetes; Helotiales; Drepanopezizaceae
Biological process (GO): potassium ion import across plasma membrane; intracellular sodium ion homeostasis; intracellular potassium ion homeostasis
Cellular component (GO): plasma membrane
Molecular function (GO): ATP binding; P-type sodium:potassium-exchanging transporter activity; ATP hydrolysis activity
Source: RefSeq, a predicted model, not a curated record
AUGGUUGAAUUCAGUGAUGAGAAGCAGAAAGCUUCGCAUAUUCAAUGGGAUAGCGUGGACGUAGAAGCUGGCGAAGGAAGAGAGCGGCCAACCUUCCACCGUACAAAUUCCAACAUCUCUAUUCACAGCUCGCACAGCAGAAGAGGUUCUAUCGAUCUUGCCUCAGCACUGCCGAUCCAGUAUCGUACUGUUUCCUUCCAGAUUGCUGAGUCCAAGGACAAAGGCACAGCCGACAUCAAGAAGGCAAAAGAUUCCGCUGCAAAAGAGCUCAGCGAUCUCGAUUGGCACACCAUAACUCCAGAUGAGAUCUACACUCGGCUCUCCAGCUCUCCAACACAAGGCCUCUCCUCAGAACAAGCAAAGCGUCGCCUCACAGAAUAUGGAAAGAAUACUCCCUCGGCUCCGCCAACUCAUUACUUCCAGACAAUCUUCGGAUAUUUCUUCAAGGGCUUCGGAUCAAUCUUGCUCGUCGGUUCCAUCCUCGUCUUCGUCGCCUGGAAGCCGCUUGGCGACCCUCCAGCGCAAGCGAAUCUGGCACUCGCAAUCGUCCUGCUGGCUGUGUUCUUCAUCCAAGCUGCCUUCAAUGCUUGGCAGGACUGGUCGUCCUCUCGCGUCAUGGCAUCUAUCACCACGAUGCUUCCGGACUCUUGCUUGGUUCUACGUGACGGUGCAAGAGUGACCGUCAUGGCGUUCGACAUUGUUCCCGGCGAUAUCAUAUUCAUCAAGGCUGGUAAUAAGCUGCCUGCUGAUUUGCGAUUUGUAGAGAUCUCCUCGGAUGCGAAGUUCGAUCGAUCGAUCCUUACCGGCGAGUCGGCUCCCCUAUCCGGAACAGUCAUGACCACCGACCUCAACUAUCUCGAAACUAGGUGCAUUGGCCUACAGGGUACACAUUGUGUCUCUGGAAGUGGUACGGGUAUUGUCGUUUCCACAGGAGACUCGACCGUGUUCGGCAAGAUUGCAAAGUUGACCAACGCACCAAAGACGGGCUUGACCCCUCUGGAGAGAGAAAUCUUUGACUUCGUUAUAAUCAUUUGCUCAAUCAUGUUUGUCAUGAUUCUUGUGGUUAUAAUCGUUUGGGCUGCUUACUUGCGCAAGGAGCACCCAGGAUGGAUUACCGUUCCCCUUUUGAUCGUAAAUUGUGUUUCCGUUGCCAUUGCGUUUAUUCCAGAGGGCCUGCCUAUUGCUUUAACGGCUUCACUCACUAUCACAGCGAAUAUCAUGCGAAAGAACAAGAUCCUUUGCAAGUCGUUGAAGACUGUCGAGACUCUUGGAUCCGUGAGUGUAAUCUGCUCUGACAAGACCGGCACCCUCACCAAGAACCAAAUGUUUGUUACCGAAUGUAGCAUAGGCAUGUAUAACAUGACACCGGAGUCAGCUCUGGAUGAGAUGAUGCUUUACGGGCGAGAUAUGAAGGAGGGUCACACAUCUAACGCUGUCGCGCAACUCCGAUCCGCGGCAGGUUUGUGCAACUCGGGAGAAUUUGACGCUGGAACCUUCAACCUGCCUAUCCAUGAGCGCAAAAUCAAUGGCGACGCCACGGAUCAAGCUGUGCUACGAUUCUCCGAGUCUCUCGGCCCGGUAUCUGAGCUCCGUAAGAUGUGGAAGAAGAACUUCGAGUUGGCAUUCAAUAGCAAGAACAAGUAUAUGAUCCGGACUUUGGAACUGGUCGAAAAGGAGGGCCUUGAUAUUGCACUCCCCAACUCUGAAGCAGCUACUUUCAGACCCAAGGAUACCCUUCUCAUGAUCAAGGGAGCGCCGGACGUUCUUAUUGGUCGCUGUUCAAAGUACACAAACAUGGAGGGGGACACAAGAGACCUGGACAACACCACCAGAGCCAAGAUCGAGGUAAUCAAGAACGAAUGGUCUGCUCAAGGAAAACGAGUCAUUCUUUUGGCCCGCAAGAUAAUCCCUAAAGAACAACUCAAUUCUGCACCAUCAUCGACUCACUUCGAGGACGAGAUCUCGCACCACGCCCGUACUGAGCUCACCCUAGUUGGCAUUGUAGGUAUCGUCGACCCUCCCAGGGACGAGAUUCCUUCCGUCGUUAAGACGCUGAGAAGAGCCGGAAUCCGCAUCUUUAUGGUUACCGGAGAUUUUGCUCUGACUGCUCAAGCCAUCGCAACUGAAUGCGGAAUCAUCACCAACCCACCUCACUUAGUUAAAAAUGUCUCGGCUCUUGCUAGAGAAGACGCCUACUCUGUUUCUGGAGAGUCUAUCCGGAAUGACAAGGUUGUCGGGCAUGUUCCAUCCAACGACGGCGGCAAGACUUCCAUCACUAUCAGCGGUCCCGAGUUAAUCACUCUCAAUCAAUACCAGUGGGAGCAACUCUGCAAGUAUGAUGAGAUUGUGUUCGCUCGGACUACACCCGAGCAGAAGCUUCGUAUUGUUCGGGAAUUCCAGGGUAAAGACGAGAUUGUCGCUAUGACUGGUGAUGGAGUCAACGAUGCUCCGUCCCUGAAGGCCGCGGAUAUCGGAAUUGCGCUGGGAAGUGGCUCUGACAUUGCUAUCGAAGCCGCAGAUAUGGUCCUCCUCGAGUCCUUCUCUGCAAUCGUUGAAGCUGUCCAGUAUGGACGAGUCGUCUUCGAUAACCUGAAGAAGACCAUCGCAUACCUCCUGCCCGCCGGAUCGUUCGCGGAGUUCUGGCCUGUCAUGACCAACACCCUGUUUGGCAUCCCGCAAAUUUUGUCCUCCUUCCUCAUGAUCAUUAUCUGCUGCUUCACCGACUGCGCAGCGGCCACCGUCCUGGCAUACGAAACCCCCGAAGCCGACGUCCUCCUCCGCAAGCCGCGCAAGCCGAGGACGGACCGCCUGGUCGACUGGCAGCUGAUCCUGCAAGCCUACGGCAUCAUCGGCGUCAUCGAGACGGUGUGCUCCUUCGCCAUGGGCUUCUGGUACAUCGAGCGCCAGGGCAUCUCCUUCUCGCACCUCUGGUUCAAGUACGGGGACCUCCCCGCGACCAUCGACCCGGCCUUCGCGGCACACCAGUACAACGUCGGCUCGUCCAUCUACUUCAUGAGCCUGGUCGUCAUGCAGUGCUUCUCGCUGAUGUGUCUCCGGACGCGCCGCCUGUCCAUCUUUCAGCACCCGCCCCUCUUCAACCCGCGCACGCAGAACUGGUACCUCUUCCCAGCCAUGGCCUUCGCACUGAUCAUGGCUGUCUUCUGGCUGUACGUCCCCAGGUUCCAGGAGGUGCUAGGCACGACCGACGUCCCCGUCGAGCACUUCUUCCUCCCGGCUGCCUUCGGCCUGGGCAUCCUGUUCCUGGACGAGGCGCGGAAGUGGGCCGUGAGAAGGUGGCCGGGUGGCUGGCUCGAUCGAUGCGCUUGGUAA